Sugiyamaella lignohabitans is the source of this 1620-nucleotide messenger RNA. It is a transcript of the gene PRC1, whose product is annotated as carboxypeptidase C PRC1. NCBI's taxonomy places the organism in Eukaryota, Fungi, Ascomycota, Dipodascomycetes, Dipodascales, Trichomonascaceae. The transcript has a single exon. Gene Ontology annotation, biological process: proteolysis. Gene Ontology annotation, molecular function: serine-type carboxypeptidase activity. Gene Ontology annotation, cellular component: fungal-type vacuole. Bases 1 to 1620 code for a protein of 539 amino acids. The record is from RefSeq and is a predicted model, not a curated record.
AUGAAAGUGCUUAAUGCGGGAUUGAUUACUUCACUGGCUAUUGCCGGUACCAAUGGAUUGUCAAUUAGUGAUAUCCUGGACUUUCAAUUGCCAUUCCUCGGCGGCAAUAAUGAGAUCCAGCAACCCGAGCUGGUUGGACCUAGUGUUUUUGAACAAGCCGCUGAAUAUUUCGGCGAGCCCAUGUCUCUCGAAGGAAUUUCUUCUGAAGAUAUUAAUUUGAUUAGUUCUGCUUGGGAUUCUCUUGAAAAGGAAUACCCAGAUAAGGUCCGCAAGCUGUUGACUCCAUCCAGCCCUAGAGCUAAGAUUAAGCAACGUACUGAUUGGACCUACCAUGUCUCUAAUGAAGAGAAGACACCUGGCCAUUCUUUGCGAAUCCGGUCACCCAAGAAGCUGGGCAUUGAUACUGUCAAGCAAUAUUCUGGAUAUCUCGAUGUUGAGGAAGAAGAUAAGCACUUUUUCUUCUGGUUCUUUGAAUCCCGUAAUGAUCCAGCUAAUGACUCUGUUGUCCUUUGGCUUAAUGGUGGUCCUGGAUGCUCAUCCAUGACCGGUUUAUUAUUUGAAUUGGGUCCCAGUGGUAUCAGCAAGGAAUUGAAGCCCGUCCAUAACCCCUAUGCUUGGAAUAACAAUGCCAGUGUUAUCUUCCUUGACCAGCCUGUUAAUGUUGGAAACUCGUACUCCAGUAAAUCUGUCAAGAGCACAGUUGCUGCUGGUAAAGAUGUUUAUGCAUUGUUGACUUUGUUUUUCCAACAAUUCCCUGAAUACGCUGAUGGACAUGAUUUCCACAUUUCUGGUGAGUCCUAUGCUGGUCAUUAUAUUCCAGCAUUUGCCAAAGAGAUUGCUCUUCAUGAGGAUCGUAACUUCAAUUUGACUUCGGUUCUAAUUGGCAACGGUAUCACCAACUCUCUUAUUCAGGAUGAGUCCUAUGAGUGGAUGGCUUGUGGCAAGGGUGGAUACCCCCCUGUAAUCACUCCAGAACAAUGCACUGACCUUCAUAACAAAUGGCCCCGUUGUGAAGCUCUUCUUAAGAUCUGUUACGCCAACCCCAGUGCUCUUGCUUGUGUUCCUUCUGAGCUUUACUGCAACAGUCUUAUGGGACCCUUCCAAGAGACUGGUCUCAACGUCUAUGAUAUUCGUGAACAGUGUGGAGACAACGCUUUGUGUUAUGAGGAACUUGAUUGGAUUGAUCAAUAUAUGAAUCUCCCUGAAGUAAAGGAGGCAAUUGGUUCUGAGGUUGAACAGUUUGUAAGCUGUGACAAUACUGUGGGAUUCCAGUUCAUGGCCGAUGGUGAUGGAUCUAAGCCAUUCCACCAAGACGUAGCCUUCCUUCUUGAGGCAGGUGUUCCAGUUCUUAUCUAUGCUGGAGAUAAGGAUUACAUUUGUAAUUGGCUUGGCAAUCAAGCUUGGGUCAACGCUCUUGAGUGGACUGGAGCUGAUAAGUUCUCUGUUGCCCCUAUGGAACCUUGGCUUGUCAACGGGGAACCUGCUGGUGAGGGUAAGAAUGCCGACCAUUUUACUUUCCUUCGCGUCUAUGAUGCUGGUCACAUGGUUCCAUAUAACCAGCCAGAAAAUGCCCUUAACAUGCUUAACAGAUGGAUUGGCGGAGAUUUUGGCUACAAAUAA